UCAAUUGCAAGCUGCUAUUUGUCUCUUCUUCCUUCAAAUUGAACAAAUUUUUUCUUGUGUUUUGUUGAAUUUUACCAAAAUCGUGAAAGAUGGCCGGACGUGAAGCUGUAAGAAAAGCUGUGCAACAAGUGCGUCCCAUCUUGUCGGUGGAUCGUGAGGAGGCGCGCAAACGUGCACUCAAUCUCUACAAAGCCUGGUAUCGGCAAAUUCCUUAUAUUGUCAUGGAUUAUGACAUCCCCAAAUCGGUGGAAGAGUGCCGCGCUAAACUGCGUGAAGAAUUCGAAAGGCAUCGUAAUGUGACCGAUGUGCGCGUAGUUGAUAUGCUGGUCAUAAAGGGUCAAAUGGAGCUGAAGGAGACAGUAGAAAUUUGGAAGCAAAAGGGGCACAUAAUGCGUUACUGGAAAGAAAGCCAAGAUCCCAAACCCACUGACUUCUUGUCAAAAUUCUUGCAAGGUGUGAAUUAGUGAAAUCGUUUAGUUAAACUAUUAAAAUAUAUGAUAAAAUUUCCUACACGUCA
Bactrocera latifrons is the source of this 517-nucleotide messenger RNA. RefSeq names its product NADH dehydrogenase [ubiquinone] 1 alpha subcomplex subunit 6 (gene ND-B14). Gene Ontology annotation, biological process: response to oxidative stress. The coding region runs from base 90 to 464 and encodes 124 amino acids. Lineage: Eukaryota; Metazoa; Arthropoda; Insecta; Diptera; Tephritidae. The transcript has 3 exons. The record is from RefSeq and is a predicted model, not a curated record.